CACGACGAGGAUUAUCAGACCAUAACACUACAGUCCAAGAUCGCGAUUAUAUCGGACUCUCCAAUCAAAUGUAAUUCACUAUGCGUGCCUCAUAAGCGGCUUCGACGUUGCGCUCUGAUGCUAAACUCACGUGUAAAUUUAUGCACGAUCACGCCCGUUGCCAAGCCUUCGUAUUGGUCGUUGUCGGCAGCGAGUAGCGAUCAACUCCACCACGAUCAGCUCAACUGCCAUCCUUCAGUCAGUCGACUGCCGGCGUACAGAAAGACGCGAACUAUAUGCUAUGGGGGUGUCUUCAGCUUUCUAGGAAGCAGUGGCCAAUGCUGAUGGAUUUAUACAUGCUGUAACUGAGUAUUCUUCACAAGCUUCUGAAUCAGGAAUCUUGUAUUGCUCUCUCUGUGUCGGUAUUCUGGUUUGGAGCUGUGUAAAGGAACCGAACGCUGUUGAUGACAACGCGGGCUCUUCAUUCACAUUUAAGAUAAUUUCUGAUUGUACUCGUGUAUUGAUACUGGAGUUUCUGGCUGUGACCGGCCUAUGUCCGUCCUCUGUGCGAUGGUGACACGGUGACGAGGGUAAGGAGUAACUCUACUAUGGUAUCCCUCUCAACGCAAUCAGUCGGAAUGGACGGCUUACUCAGGAUUUUACUGUUAUCAUUCAACGUGUGGCUGUCAGUAGCCUUCCACUGUACGUUCCCACUGGAGUGGCGUGGCACCUGGUACCAGAGUGGCGUGGCUCAAGGCAAACUGCAGAUCACCAAACACAGCAUCUCACAACGAGGCCAUUGCGUCAAUAGCGUCGGCACUAAGUAUCUACUUUUGGAUAAAUCCAAGUCGUGUUUCGUCUGUCUUGUGUUCACACCUCAACAUGACAAUCUUCUGCAGUUUAAAGAAAGUUACUGUACCAGAGACGACAAGCUCCCCAACGUCUGCGGCAGAAUCACCGGGGACGACAUUCUUCACACCAUUGUAAAAGUACCGAGUGUCCCCGUGCCCUGCCCCUUCCAGGGUCCGUACUCCUUCUCCUACAACAACCAAACCAACAGGGACUGUGACAGCCCUUCUUCCGAAAUCCAAGAAUGUGCGGAUAGUUCAAAGUUCAUCUUCAAGUAUAAACGGUGCCAGCAUACCCCGGAAACCCGCGAUCAAGAUAUGCAGUUCCAAUGCCUAGCGACAUGGUUCAACGGCGAUUUCUUUCUGUAUGGAAUGUUUACUGGUUCUGGCUUAACGGAACAUACACAGAUGUACCGUUGCUUCAUGUACAGUUUCUAUGGGUCCCAGGGUCAGAUGGCGAUGUCGGCUGACCCCACAUGUCAAGGAAUACAGAGCCCCAGGACGGGAUACCUCACCAUGUCUCUGUCCCGGGCUGUGAAAUGGACACCACCUUCCUGUUCCUUCAACGAGUUUCUGUCGGUGUCACGAGAAUGGCGAGAUAUUGCCGGCAAAUUCCGGUUUGUGCUGGACGAAGAUAUUGAGCAGUUCCGCAUCUUCAACGUUGGUGGACGAAGAGGUGGCCGGUCGGCGCUGAUGUCGGUGAGGUGCAUGGGGAUCGUGGAGGAAAUACCCGACAUCAGCGACAACACGGCGACGUGGCCGAGUCAGACAUACAGCAAGGACUUUAUUACCUACACAACAAAUGAUUCAUGUGUGUCCAAGUACCAGUGUCUGAGGUUGAGGAAGAGGGGACCGGCCGUGGUGGAACUGAUGCUUGGUACGCCUGUGAACGACCAGGAACGUGCGUGUAACGAAUGGAGCUUCGACAACGUCCACAAAUACGUCAUACUUCCCAUGGAAUCUCGAGUUGUGCCAUGCCCGCUUCCUGGAAGCUAUUCGUACGUGGACAAAAUGUCCGACUGUCGAGGAGAGAUCGAGAUAGGAUGUUCGGACUCGUCAAUUAUGGCCAUCAAAGCUUCCUGCCCUUCUGGACACCACACAGUGGAGCUCUUCCAGUGCAACCAGAACUGGACGGAGCACCCGACGGGUGCCCAGUACAUCAUAACAAGCAAGCCGGGCGACACCAUCCAAAAGGUGUCCGACUGUCUGGUGUACAAGGAGAGCAUAGACGGGUUCGAGCUGGUUGCGGAGGAGGAGUGUGGAGGGGGUAAUCUUCGAAUGAUGAAGAAGCCAAUCGGCGUCAUCAUACAACCUUCCCGACAAGCCUGUAAAACUCCCGAUCGGAGGGUCCAGCCCCAGCCGAGUACGAACCCCCAUACCAGGGCGGAGGGAGAGGGACACACUCAUGACGUGAGGGGGGGUCGAGACAACCGAGGAUAUAGUGACAAUAACCAUAAUACUAUCCCCCAGCUGGAUAAGAAAGACAUCACAAUCAUAAACACAGGCACAAGGCGGACCUGUUCACUGUGUGUAACUCUUCUAUGUGUGCUUGUGACACUGUUGUCAUCGCUAAGGUGACAUGACCGUCAAGGACCAUGACAUCAUGACAUCAUGACAUUGUGCUCAAGAGGCCCUCCAAGGUCCCUAUUCGGGGCACUUGCUGGGUGAUCGUUGUCAGAAAUCUGUUUCAACAUUCCUAUCGAGCGAACAGAUAUGUGAUAUUAUCCGUUUUGUAUUCAUGUCAUAAAGAUUAUACUGAAUCGGGCACUGGCAAUCCCACAACGAAAGAAGUGAUUCCACAUCUGGACGUUGCUCAAGGCGUAGCGCGACCUUCUAGGAUAGAGGCGUGCUUUUCUAAAAGGGUACAAACACUGUCCUGUUGGAAUCACAAGAAAAUAGACACAAGUUCAGUCUGAAGCAACUACCCAAAUGCUUUAUGAUGUGUGUGAGAAAGAAGUCUGCAUUGGAUUUCAGUGAGCAAACAUUCAUUAUGGCUAACGUCAUAAACAAACGUCUUAAAUAAACGUCAUAACCAGUACGAUAGUACAGAUGAGCGUUUCUACAAGAAUGAAAGUUGCUGUGUUGGGCGAUCGCCAUAUUGGCUAUACAUAAUUAUGUUUAAGAGGAACUUAUGUGCAGACGUGUAUCAUAUUAUUACCCAGACAAUAACUAGCCCAGGGGACUACCGAGCCAAUCUUGGUGCGCAUGCGCCGGGUGUAAAUGACGUCACGUGUUUCCGCUUCUCAUUCACCCAGCACGCACAUUCGGUUAGAGGAAGCUGUUAUUACAAAAUGGCAAGUUGGUGUUGAGUCUUUCUUUGUUACAGCUGUCUGUUCACGCAGAAGGAUUCGUUUCGGCACGCUGCUACAAUGACGGCAUACUAUUCUAAGAGAAUCGGACAUAUCCCCAGACGAUCCAAGUGCUCUUUCAUCAUCAUCAUCAUCAUCACCAUCAUCCUAAUCAUCAUCAUCAUCAUCAUCUUUAUCAUGACGUCAUUUUAAGAUGCCAAUUUCAUUAUGACGGCUAUAUGCGAGUUGAGAUAUGAUAUCGAUACUGUUUGGUGUUUGUGAUGCAGAGGAAUAGUAUAUAGAUCUGGACAACACGGCUGUUCGCAGUGUACGUGUUUCCAAAGACGUUGUUAAUGGUUGAAUAUUUAUUUGUUAUAGUUACAUGUGUUUUUUUCAAAAGAGUAUUCACGGUGACUGGAUACCACAAACACUUACUAUGUAUAUGAAUGACUAACGAGACACGGUGUUUUGAAUGAAUGGAUAUCAACUAUUUUGCUAUGUAUACACUCUGCCAAAUUAGGAACAUACAAUCAUACAAUCAUUUGUUUCCUGCGCCAUGGCGCUAUUUUCUUGUAUAUCACUCCGCGACAGAGCCUAUUAUGGUGUAGAGCUGUGAUUAGUCACUUCCUACAAUCGUCCGAGAUGCGCAUGUUUCACCCGGGCUCCAAAUGGAUCCCAUCUGGAUCCACCCUGGCUCCACUCCCGGGCGAUAACGACACUGUGUACGUGCCUUCCCCAUUUCAUCAGCUAUAAAUCGUGUGUCCGUGCGUCCGACCUUCACCUUGAACAACGGGGUCUGACCUUGGUCAGACAAUUCAGUUUUUCUUCGAUGUCAUGUCCAACAAAAGGGCACAGGGUUUCCUGCUUUUACCAAAGCAAAUUUCAUUAAUCUCCAUCGUGGCCAUGUUUAUUUGGUGGAUAAUCAUUGAUUUUGUCAUGUUUAUUGUUAAUAUUGAACACAUGUUUAUAUGACGUAAUAUUCAGUGAUUUAGUAAUUAACUUGUUUGCUAUGGAAUUGGUUAUUUCAAUUAUUUAUCCUGCAGUGUAUGUGAUCAAUAUACAAUCUUGCAAGAUGAAAAUAAUAUUACACCACCCACAAUGAAAUUAAUAUAUUUGCUUGUAAUUCUGUCUAUUUUACGGCCAAUAUAUUGCAAACAAUUCUACUUAAUAUUAAUUAUUUACAUUAAAAGAACUUUUAGAAAUUGUUAAAUUCUUUAAAAUGAAGAAUAUACUUGAUGCGAACGUUUGAAUACGUAUCCGUUUCUGCCACAUUCAAAAUUAUUCAACACAUUCAUCAACAGUGUUAAGACUAAACUAUUUUUGUUUUUGUUAAACCCGUAUCGGGUCACACUUGAUUAAUGUCGGCCUGUCGGUUCUCUACCUGGAUGCUCUCCCUUUGUUGAAGGUCACCCAGUGUAGGGGCAGACAACUCUGGUGUAGGUGUUUGGUUCUGUGGCCCUUGUCUGUCGGUUGUGCUUUGCUGGUUCGAACCUGGCAGUGUUACACACACGUGAUUUGAUGCUGUACGUAUCGAUAAUGUACACAGAGUUUUUAAUCUGCUGUAAGAUACUGGAUCAGUUUUGUAAAAUCAUGGACGAAAUUAUGUACAGUGGAUGUAUAAAGUAUAUCUCGCAAUAAAAUAUGUAUAAAAUAUGA
This is a messenger RNA of Haliotis rufescens (red abalone), 4771 nucleotides long. RefSeq lists its product as uncharacterized. Bases 588 to 2405 code for a protein of 605 amino acids. The record is from RefSeq and is a predicted model, not a curated record. NCBI's taxonomy places the organism in Eukaryota, Metazoa, Mollusca, Gastropoda, Lepetellida, Haliotidae. The transcript has 14 exons.